CUUGCCUACUAAUCAGGAAAUACAAACAAUUUCAGUUGAAAAAAACGAGCAAAGCGCGCCCAUUUCACAAAAAAAUUGCUAACAAUUGGAAAUUCUUUACAAAACUCCCAUCAUGUCAAACUUAAUGGAUAUAUUUCGUGAUAUUGAAGAUCAAAUCGAUGAUCUUCAGCGUGAUACGAAAUUUUGUCUCAACAACUACGACUAUCAUCACAAAAAUAAUGAAUAUGAAAUAUUGAAGAAAAUACAAAAUAUAUUGGAAGAAAGCGCCAGCGAUGGUCCAGAAUUUCAAAUGAAUUUGGAACAAAUGAAGGAAACAAUUCAAGUGGCACAACGCAAAUGUUUGGAGGUGGAUGAAAUCAUCAAAGAUUUGGGCAUAACGAAAUCGGCAAACGAUGGGGGUAGUCACAAUCCAACAGGUAAUUCUCCAACUACUGGUCAUAGUCGUAGUUUUAUUGAAGAGCAGUUGCAGAAUAACAACCAUGAUGAAAAUAAAGAGAAUAUAAGAUAAAGUAAUUAAGAUUUUAGUAGAGCCAUAAAUAUAGGAUUGUGGCCUUAAUCUGUACACUGUCAUGGAGCAUGAUGGCAUAUAAAAAAUAUUGGCACAGAGUGGAAGCUGUUCGCUCACAAACUACAUUUAUAGACAGAUAUUUAUUAAGUAGAACUUAAAUAGUUUUAAAUCACAUCUAAAUUUUGUUUCACAAUUACAUAAAGAAGGUUCUUUUGUUGUAAUCUUAUGCGGAUUAAGGGAUAAACAUUAAUGCAUACCCUUUGGUUGCAAUUUAUGUUGCAAAAUGUAUUAGAAUAAGCCUAAGCAUAGCGAUAGAGUUUAGAAUAUAGUUAAAAUAUUUAAUAAUAAAUGGAAAUAUUUUUAUACCUACAUUACAAA
This is a messenger RNA of Musca domestica (house fly), 886 nucleotides long. RefSeq lists its product as uncharacterized. The transcript has 2 exons. Bases 113 to 508 code for a protein of 131 amino acids. The record is from RefSeq and is a predicted model, not a curated record. Lineage: Eukaryota; Metazoa; Arthropoda; Insecta; Diptera; Muscidae.